AUGGCGGUAGCACUCGCUGCAUUGGAUGUGACAUAGAGAGAGAGAGAGAGAGAGGAAUGGAAGAUUCAGGAGCGAUUCUCGCUCACAUUUCAUCUUUGAAGGAAAUGCUCGACCAGGUUAACGAAGAAAUCGAGACUAAUAUUCAAAUUACGCGAGAGAUCGAGUCGAGCAUCGUUAGAUGCGAGGAGAUCGAGAGCGAUUUGGCAACCAGGGAAUCCGAGUUGAUCAAGACGAGUGGCAUGUUGAAGUUCGAUACGGUUGGAUACGUCACCGUCGCUGCUGAUUUCAGGGCUUCAGUGAGUUCCUUGGAGGAGGAGUUAUGUUGUCUUAAAAUGAAACGGGAUGAGAUCGUUAAUAGAAUGGAUGAAAAACGGGAAAAUUUUACAGCACUAUGCCUAGAAUUUCAGAGAGAAAUUGACAAGAGAGAAAAAUGUGAAGUGAGGACUUUGCUGUCUGAGAAAGAUUCCCUUGAAAAUGAAAUUCAACUUUUGGAUAAGAAAAACAAUGUUUUGAAAAAUUCAGUAUUGGCAUUUGUGGAAGAAAUUCUUGAAGAUCUUCAGAGUUCAAACUCGGGUAAUGUUGUUUUUUACAAGUCCUAUGAAUUUGCUAUAUUACUAUUGACAUCGGACUUCAAUAGGGAAUAUGAGCUUUGCGGUGAUGCAGCUUUUCUCGUUUGGAUGGAUACAGUUGGCGCCUCAGGAUUACGCUGCCUCACAUGUGGCUACUUGCCAGAGGCGUUGGUCAAACUACAGACUUCAUAUGCUUAUAGAUUUUGA
This is a messenger RNA of Gastrolobium bilobum, 776 nucleotides long. RefSeq lists its product as uncharacterized. The coding region runs from base 57 to 776 and encodes 239 amino acids. The record is from RefSeq and is a predicted model, not a curated record. The transcript has 5 exons. NCBI's taxonomy places the organism in Eukaryota, Viridiplantae, Streptophyta, Magnoliopsida, Fabales, Fabaceae.